GCAAGAUGGUCUCGAUGGACCUCCGGGCGUUGAGGGCAACGUGGGUGAGCAAGGUGAUCCUGGCCCCACGGGCCCCCCCGGUCUGCCUGGACCUCCUGGCACCCCUGGCAAGGAAGGAAUGAACGGACCACGAGGGCCUCCAGGACCUGCAGGCCUGGAAGGCAAAGAUGGACGGGAUGGUCAGAUGGGAGAGGAAGGAGCGCCCGGUCCCGAAGGUCCCCCGGGCCAGCAGGGACGACCAGGUGCACCAGGACCAGCAGGAAUGAACGGAGCGAUGGGGCGCAGGGGACCUCCAGGACCCCCAGGACAGCAGGGAAGGCCAGGCAUGGAUGGACUCCCUGGCUUCAUGGGCCCGAUGGGUGACAAGGGUCCCAAGGGGGAGGAUGGAGAGCCUGGAGUGCCGGGUCAGGCAGGAAUGCCGGGACCUCCCAGCCCUCCGGUCUAUCCGAUCAUGCCACCCUCUCCUCCUCUUCCGGUGCCGGCGCCCCCAGGCGCUCCUGCUCCUGGGGUGCACCAGGAGGCAAGAGCUCCUCUUGCUUACACUCCUGGUGAGUUCGAGCCGCUUAUCGCUGCGGCCAUCGCCGAGGCCAUGAAGGAAGACUGCAGCUGUGCCAAGCAGUCCUCUACGACUCAGUUGAGGAUGCAGUGCCCGUGUGUGCAGCGGCAGAUGAUGGGGUUGAGGCGUCACGGCGCCGCCAUAAAAGAUUCGCUGCGGCAGAUCGUCAACUCAGCGAAGCACGCGAGGUCUCAGCGAUGAAGUCUCGUGUAUGUCAAUCAAACAGCUGUAAACAAGAGCAAACUGACUCCUUC
Guillardia theta CCMP2712 is the source of this 810-nucleotide messenger RNA. RefSeq lists its product as hypothetical. The transcript has 5 exons. Bases 119 to 757 code for a protein of 212 amino acids. Lineage: Eukaryota; Cryptophyceae; Pyrenomonadales; Geminigeraceae. The record is from RefSeq and is a predicted model, not a curated record.